Oryzias melastigma (Indian medaka) is the source of this 983-nucleotide messenger RNA. RefSeq lists its product as uncharacterized. Lineage: Eukaryota; Metazoa; Chordata; Actinopteri; Beloniformes; Adrianichthyidae. Gene Ontology annotation, molecular function: sodium channel regulator activity. The record is from RefSeq and is a predicted model, not a curated record. The transcript is spliced from 5 exons. Gene Ontology annotation, cellular component: voltage-gated sodium channel complex. Gene Ontology annotation, biological process: regulation of heart rate by cardiac conduction; cardiac muscle cell action potential involved in contraction; sodium ion transport. Bases 168 to 842 code for a protein of 224 amino acids.
CUGCAGGCAAACGCAGCUACAGUCGUCAAGAAUCCUCUGGACUCUGAGGCCGCCGUGGACUGACAGUCUGACCUGGUUCUCACACAGACGAUGGACCUGUUCAGGAAGCAGGAGGAGUAACGGGACUCUGCAGACUUCUGAAGACCUGCUGCUCUGAAGCUGAAAGCAUGAAGCAGCUCUCCGUCUUUGUCGUCUUCAGCCUUCUGGUGUCUGAGUGCUACGGCGGCUGUGCUGAGGUGGACUCUCGGACGGAAGCUGUGGCCGGGGAAGGAUUCCUGCUGGGCUGCAUCUCCUGCAAGACCCGGGAGGAGGUUCCUGCUCGGGCCACGGUGGACUGGCACUUCAAGCCAGCAGGAGAGGAGAAGUUCAGGCACAUUUUCCACUACGAUCACCCCAACGCCACCGUCUUUCAUCCGGACUUCAGUGACCGCCUGGAGUGGCACGGCACGCCCGACCCCGAUGUUCAGACCGGUGCCGUUUACAUUCAGAACGUCACCUUCAAUGACACGGGGACGUACCGCUGCACCUUCCACCGCACGCUUUUGCUCUCCCUGUCUCACCAGCUGGUCGUCGUGGAGAAGGAGGUGGAGCUUACAGUGGUGGCCGAAGCGAGUCCGGAGCUGGUCGCCGUGAUCUCUGAGAUUAUGAUGUAUGUGCUGAUCGUGGGGCUGCAGCUGUGGCUCAUCGCCGUUCUGAUCUACUGCUACAAGAAGACCUGGGACGAGCACGAGCGGCACGAGGCCAGGAGGGCUCUCAGGGCUCAGGCCGAACUGUUGCAGGAAAAGGAAAACUGUGGGGGAGACCAGCCGGACAAACUCGGCGAGGUGGCGUCUUUGGAGUGAUGACAGUUUCAACGUAAAUGUCCACAAAAACUUGCUUUUGUAAUUGUUUUCUUUGUUUUUCAUCAGAGCAGAUAAGCACAGGAAAUGUACUUACUUUCAGAAAAUACCAAAUGUAAAUAAAAAGUUUGAUGGUUGCAUGAA